Molecule: messenger RNA, 369 nt
Organism: Trifolium pratense (red clover)
Lineage: Eukaryota; Viridiplantae; Streptophyta; Magnoliopsida; Fabales; Fabaceae
Product: stigma-specific STIG1-like protein 1
Exons: 1
Coding region: 1-369 (122 amino acids)
Source: RefSeq, a predicted model, not a curated record
AUGGCUUUGGCUAUUACACUAUCAUCAGCUACAUCUUCUGAAAUGGAAGAACCAAACUCGUCUCAUCAAGGAACAAGCCACUUCUUCCUUUCACGAAAACAAAACAGAGUAUCUCUCACAUGUGACAAAUACCCCAAAGUUUGUCUUAUCAAUGGUAGCGCCGGCCCUGAUUGUUGCAACAACAAAUGUGUCAAUUUUACAAGAGACAUGUUUAAUUGUGGGAAGUGUGGAAAGAAAUGUAGCUUUCCAAAGAUAUGUUGUGAAGGUAAAUGUGUGAAUCCAAGGAGUAACAAGAAACAUUGUGGGAAAUGUGGUAACAAGUGUGAGAGUAGAGGUUCUUGUGUUUAUGGGAUGUGCAGCUAUGCCUAG